Drosophila innubila is the source of this 2463-nucleotide messenger RNA. Its product is annotated as monocyte to macrophage differentiation factor. The transcript is spliced from 5 exons. The record is from RefSeq and is a predicted model, not a curated record. Gene Ontology annotation, molecular function: pore-forming activity. Gene Ontology annotation, cellular component: membrane. The coding region runs from base 182 to 1036 and encodes 284 amino acids. Lineage: Eukaryota; Metazoa; Arthropoda; Insecta; Diptera; Drosophilidae.
CGCGUCGACGAAAAAGCAUAAAAGCAUAAAUGUAUUUACGGUUAACAAACAGAAAGAACGACUGCCGCAGCAUAAAGUCCAGCGCUCUGAAGGCUCAACAAUUAGUGCUGUCCAUAAUAACAAUAACAUACUUUUUGCUUGUGCUUCGGGGGCCAGCUGAAGAGCUAGCUGGGCGAGGACGAUGAAAUCUCUGGUGCAGGACAUACAAAACAGAUAUUCAUUUCUGGAUAAUCUAUUCCGGCAUGUCUGGACAUCAAUUAUACAAUCGAAUAUCAAACUUAAGCACCAACUGCGCAACAUUCAAUGGAAGAAUGCGAAAGCCAAACCUGGCUGUGCCUAUCAACCCACAGAGAUCGAGCAGGUGGCCAAUGUGAUAACCCAUGGCAUUUGGAUAGUGCCAGCCGUGUUUGCGGUCAUUAAGCUAUUUGAACGCUCUAAUAGCGCUAGCCAGUAUCUAGUUUCAUGGGUCUAUGGCACUGCACUCUGUAUGCUCUUCACCGUCUCCACAUUCUUUCACUGCUCCUGCUACUGUGCCGAGCACAAGCCGCCCAAGAACUACAAGUCUUGGCCCGCAUUUGGUUGGCACACUUAUCAGGGUCUAAAGAACGUUUUGCAUCGCUGCGAUCGUGCCAUGAUUUAUGUCUUCAUUGCCGGCUCAUACUUUCCCUGGCUAACGCUGGAGAAUACAAAUCAUUCGACCAUACUCUUUUGCAUGGAAUGGAUCAUUUGGCUAAUGGCUGCCUUUGGUAUUGCCUAUCAGCAGCUUUACCAUGAACGCUACAAAUGCCUGGAGACGUUCUUUUAUAUAGUUAUGGGUCUGGGACCGGCGCUGGUGGUAAUGUUAACCGGACACGUUUUCAAUGGCAUGAUCCAGCUGAAAUACGGCGGAGCCUUCUACAUAUUGGGCAUUGUGUUCUUUAAAUCCGACGGCCUAAUUCCAAUGGCCCAUGCCAUUUGGCAUCUGUUUGUGGUACUCGCCGCCGGCUGUCAUUACUAUGCAAUUUUAGUCAAUCUAUAUCCAAAUGACGCCAACUAAUAUUGCCAAGUAGCCUGUAGUCGUCAUGUGGCCAAUGGACCCCUUCUUCCUUCCUUCCUACCUUCCAACGACAACAACACCAACAGUUUUGUGUACUUAACUGAGCCUGGAGACCAUAAAAAAUUAACGUAUGACCUCCCACCAUCCAAGCCCACAAAAUGAUUUAACACGAGAAUACUUAUUACUAUUUUAAUUUGUAAUUCGUUUCAAGUCAGCCAGUCAAAAUGUAUUCCUUCCGUACCACCCAUGAUAGGUUCUACUACUCCCAGAUUAGCCAAAUUUUGUAAAACAAAAAAGUAGAGUAUUUAAUUUAUCGAAUUUAUUUGUAUAUGUAUAUGUUGCUUGAGUUCUUCAUACGGAUUUAUCUACCAUAGUUGUAAUCAUAUAAAUGUAGUUAAUUAGAUCAAUUUGUUAGUUCAAGAUAAGAGAAACUAACGGUAACGGUAGCGCUAAUUGUUUAUUGACAUAAUCGAUAAAGAAAACAUUUCUUGUGAUCAAUAUCUGCGGUCUUGCCAAAGAUUAAAAAAAAACAAAAAAAAAAAACGAAUUCUCUCAGUUCAUAUACUUAUGUUUGUAUAUGGUAUCCAUGCUGGUCCUUGUUUUAUGUAGACCAAACAACCAAAAUAUAUAUAUACCUAGUACUACUAUAGAUUUCUUAAUAAUGAUAGGUUUAUAAUACGAUACGAUAUACAUACUAACAUGCUCACAUUUGGCAAUGUGUUUUUUUUUUAAGGAAUUUAGAGAAUUGUACAUACGAAAAGAAAAUAUAAUAACAUGACGAUGAAAUUCGACGCCUUUCAAAACACUAGAAGCCCGCCUAAAAACAUUGUAUACACAUUAGUAGAUAUAGAUAUGUAUAUAAAUAAAUUUAUAUAUAACAUAUAAACAUAUAGGAUUAGUUUAAUAAUAGAAACCGAUCACGAACCAAUAAUUGAUGCAAGCUGUUGGUCUGUUGUUCAGUGUAUUAUUCACUAAUUGUGCAAUUGCUCAGGGAUUAAUUAUGUCAGCCCAGCCAAUGACGAUGAUUAUGAUGAUAAGGAUGAUGAUGAUUGUGAGUGAUAUACGAAAAAUCAACAAGCAUUGGUUCGUGAGUAAUAAAACUCUUCAUUUGUAUACAAAAUUGUUUUACGCCUGCUUUGGAAAUCUCGAUAUGGUUUGAUUAUUAUUAUAUUUACAAUAAAUGUGUGCCGAGCAGAAUUUAUAUAAUCUAAGAAUAUGAAAUGAUAAUUAUACAUUACAUCAAAUCAUAUAUACUAUUGUCUCUAGAUAUAAAACUCUUUGUGCUGACUGACAAAUUCCCAAUGCAAGAGGGAAAUCAGUUGAAAACUGUUGUAUGUCAAAUUAUUGUUUUUCAUUUGAUUUGCUUCAAACUUAUUUUCAAAGAUCUUUGCCUGAAAUAAAUCGACACAUGUCUAUCGAAAAAUGAA